AUGCACGCGGAAGUAGAGCGAGAACUCACCUAUUUGCUGCUCAUCGAAUUAUUGGCAUACCAGUUUGCGUCGCCCGUCAAAUGGAUUGAGACGCAAGAUGUGCUGCUCAAAGAGCUGCACAUCCAGAACCUGCUGGAGGUUGGACCGGCCAGCACAUUAGUGAACAUGCUCAAACGCACCCUGCAGCAUGAUAACUAUAUCAUACACGAUAGCGCGCUCGGUCUAACUCGGAAGCUUCUCAGCUAUCAUGACCAUGCCGCCGAUAUUCAUCGCGGUUUCACCGCAAGCACAGAUCUCAAAGCAAUCACAGCAGAAGCAUCACCACCUAGCUCAACGGAACCUUCUACUGUCGCUGCUUUGCCCAUAGAGCCAGUGGCUCCGCCUUCAGCAGUAGUGGAAAUUGCCGCUCAACCAUCCAUCGCCGAUGCGCCCGUGCCCGCCCAGACAAUUGUGGUCGCCAUAAUCUCACAGAAGCUCGAUCGAGCGAUGGGCAAAGACGACCUGCGCAAGUCUGUAAAGCAGCUGUGCGGCGGAAGAUCGACAAUGGAGAAUGAGAUAACCGGCGAACUUGAGGCCGAGUUUGGGAGUGUGCCCGAGCACGUCGAGAGCAUCGAACUCCAGGCCCUGUGCGAUCAAUUACAGGCCUCACCUGCAUUUUCUGGGCAGCUGCGCCGUAUAACAACGGUCAUGAUCGCUAAGAUGAUAUCUCUGAAGAUGGCGGCGGACUUUCGCACGGCGCAGAUCCGCUCAUAUCUCGAGAGCCGUUGGGGACUUGGUCCCGGUCGUCAGGAUUGCAUCCUUCUCCAGGCUAGUAGUCAACCACCAGCACAACGCCUAGCCACAGCUGCGGAAACACGGGAAUUUCUUGACGUGAUCGCGCAGGCGUAUUUUGCGGAACAUGGGUUAAAUGCUUCUCCGGCGCCUGUGCCGCUGCAAUCGGCGCCCGUCCCGACUUCCGUAGCGGGUCCUCAAGAGGUCGACACGGCGCGACAGUCAAUCGAAAUCGCCCAGCUUGAAGAGCAAGCCGGUCGCUUGGGCAUUGAUUUGAAUCAGCGAGCUAAGGUCACCGUUGAACGGGAUGAACAAAUUCAAUCCCUACAAGGGGAGAUCGACGCGUUGAUAGCCGAGUUAGGCGACGACCUCAUCUCCGGCGUGCAGCCGCAAUGGUCUGCAUCACACAUUCGUCGGUAUGAUUCUUACUGGAACUGGGGAAUUCAGGAUCUCUUCAACACGUUAGGAGCGGUUCUUCGUGGGGAAGUUGGCGUGGGUGAGAGCUGGACACGUCAACAAGUUCGAUUGAUUGCUAACCGCGCGUGUCCGCGUCUUCUUCGCGUCGUGCAAUAUCUGCAUCGCCAAACGCUGGAUGGCAAACUGGAUGGAAACCUCCAUGCGGCUUCCACUCUCCUCGCUAGCUUGACCAGCAGCGCAGAAAGACAGAGCUCGCCUACCAUUCGGCCUUUUGCCCAAAACGUCCGUGAACGACUCACAGUUCCUCGCACCAUCAUCGGAGACGAUGGAGAAAUCACGUACGAGGAGUUUCCUUGUACAUCAACUGAGAUCCAACCUGCCGGCGUUACGCUUAGUAUCAAGAAUUCCCAAGGCUGGUGCGAGCAAGAGCAGGCGACCGAGAUCUACACCCAGCUGUUGAAAGAAGCCAGUGGCGCCGAAGCUCCCACAUUCGCCGACAAAGUCGUGCUACUCAUCGGAGCAAGUCGCUCAUCGAUCGGCUCUGAGAUCUUACGUGGACUGCUUGUUGGCGGUGCGGACGUGAUCGUGACCACCAGCCGCUUCACAGCCAGCAACAUCGACUUUUUCCGCGAAAUGUAUGUCUCGCACGGUGCGCGCGGGUCACAGUUACACGUCGUAUCAUUCAACCAAGGCAGUCAUCAAGAUGUCAACUCACUCAUCGGGUGGAUUUACGACGGACUAGGUCUUGAUCUCGACCACGUCGUCCCCUUCGCAGCAAUCUCUGAAUCCGGUCGCGAGAUGGAUAAAAUUGACUCACGUGCUGAAUUGGCUCAUCGCAUGAUGCUCGUCAAUGUCUUGAGAUUGAUAGGUCGGGUCGCGCAUGAAAAGCGCGCCCGUGGAUACAACGGCAACGUUACCCAGGUCUUGCUCCCUUUGUCGCCGAACCACGGCACCUUCGGCGGAGAUGGUCUCUACGCCGAGUCGAAAAUCGGCUUCGAGCCUCUUUUUGCUAAAUGGGAGUCUGAGAGCUGGGCGCCAUACCUGUCUAUUUGCGGUGCUUCGAUCGGGUGGACCAGAGGGACAGGCCUGAUGAAAGCAAACGAUCUUGUCGCUGAGGGAAUGGAGAAGAUGGGUAUUCGCACAUUCUCGGUGGAGGAAAUGGCGCUGCAUCUGCUUUUGUUGAUGAGUAACCCUGUCGCGGAGCGUUGCGAGACCGCCGCCUUAUAUGCAGAUAUUACUGGUGGACUCGGCCAGCAUCCUAACCUUAAGUCGAAACUAUCAGCACUGCGCGAGGAGAUGCAGAAGAUAAGUUCGAUACGAAAGGCCGUCAUGGAAGACCAGAAGCUCGAUGCCAGCCCGGAUCUAAUGGAGGAUCGCUACAUUCCUGCGCCACCACCGCUCGCCAAUCUCCAGCUAAAAUUCCCCGCCCUCCCAGACUACGAUACUGAGAUUUGGCCCCUUUCUCAAGACCUCCGCGGGAUGGUUGAUCUCGAGCGCGUCGUGGUGGUCACCGGUAUCGCCGAGUUGGGACCGCAUGGAAAUGCACGUACGCGAUGGGAGAUGGAAGCGGAUGGUCAUUUCAGUCUGGAGGGAUGCAUUGAAAUGGCAUGGAUGAUGGGCAUGAUCCGACACCAUAGCGGUGAAAUCAAUUCUGAAUACUACGACGGCUGGGUGGAUGUUGAAGGAGGACACCCAGUCGCCGAUUCAGAGGUCAAGAGUCGCUAUGAGAAGCGAAUCCUGGAGCAUACGGGUAUUCGGCUCGUGGAGCCAGAGUUGGAUAUUGGCUAUGGGCCAGAUCCCACACGCCGACAAUUGCUCCAAGAAGUAGUUUUGACAGAAGACCUUCCGCCCAUCUCUACCUCGAAGGAACUAGCGACGCAUUUCCAGGCCGAGCAGGGCGAUCUCGUGGAUGUCUACUAUCCUACCGAUCAAAACAACGAAGAUGAUGUCCGGAUGCGUCUCAGAAAGGGUGCCACAGUCCUUGUGCCUAAAGGCCUAAAGGUUGCACACCCUAUAGCCGGGCAGAUACCCACAGGCUGGAAUCCAAAGAACUACGGACUAUCCGACGAACUCAUCGCCCAUGUCGAUCGUGUCACACUCUUCACCCUCGUCUGCGUAGCAGAGGCACUCUUUGCCAGUGGCCUCACCGACGCCUACGAGCUUUAUCGCUAUAUCCACGUCUCCGAGCUGGGUAAUUGCAUCGGCUCAGGGCUAGGUGGCAUCCACGCAUUGAAACGUGUUUUCCGAACGCGUCAUCAUGAUCUCCCCGCCGCGUCAGAUAUCCUCCAAGAAACAUUCAUCAAUACAGCGCCAGCAUGGGUAAACAUGCUAUUGAUGUCAGGAGCAGGUCCACUUCGUACACCCGUUGGAGCCUGUGCAACAGCACUGGAGUCUCUAGACUCAGGCUACGAGUUGAUUUCUACUGGAAAGGCAAAGGUUUGCCUCGUCGGCGGCGUAGACGAUCUCGACCACGAUAUUGCCGUCGAGUUCGCCAAUAUGGGCGCGACGUCAGAUCCCGCCAAAGAACAUGCCCAGGGCCGAUCUCCUGCUGAAUCCUCUCGUCCUACCAGCUCAACACGCGCUGGCUUUGUGGAAACUCACGGCGCAGGCGUGCAGCUGCUCACCACAGCACGGCUAGCUCUUGACAUGGGUCUACCGGUGUAUGGCGUUAUUGCGUGGGCCGGUACUGCCAGCGAUAAAGCAGGCCGCUCCGUGCCAGCGCCCGGACAAGGCCUAUUGACCAACGCACGCGAAACAACCGGCAAGUUCCGCUCGCCAUUGUUGAACAUGUCCUAUCGACGUCGCCGCUUGGAUCAGCGUCUCGGUCAAAUCUCGAAAUGGGAAAUGGAUGAAACUGCCGACUUGGCCACUGAAGACAUGCCAGAUACAACUCUGCUGAUGGAGCGCCAACACUGGAUCACCAACGAAGCAUCUCGCCAGCGAAAAGAGGCGCUUGCUACAUUUGGCCUUGACUUCUGGCACGGCGAUUCAUCUAUCUCACCCAUCCGCGGCGCUCUGGCUGUAUGGGGUCUGACUGUCAAUGACCUGGAUUUCGCCUCACUGCACGGUACAUCGACUGUGCUGAACGACUUGAAUGAAACAGACGUCAUCCAGAAACAACUCAGUCACCUGGGCCGAGAGGACGGACACCUCCUGUACUGUAUUUUCCAGAAAUACUUGACCGGCCAUUCGAAAGGCGCAUCCGCCGCGUGGAUGGUGAAUGGGUGCUUCCAAGCGCUUAACACGGGUACGAUCCCCGGCCAACGCAACGCGGAUAACAUCGACGUCCGACUGAGGGCUCGUAAAGAUCUGUUUUUCCCCAGCAAGACCAUUCGGAAGACGGGUUUGAAGGCUUUCUCGGUGACCUCGUUUGGGUUCGGGCAGAAGGGUGCCCAGGCUUUCGGUGUACAUCCGCGAUAUGUUUUUGCUGCUGCUACGGAAGAAGAGUAUCAUGCCUACUGUGUCAAGGUGCAGAAUAGGCAGAAGAAAGCGUCGCAGGUUUGGGUUAAGGCUAUGGCUGAGGAGCGGGUGUGCGAUGUGAAGGAUUCGCCGCCUUGGGGAGAUGGAAUGGAAAUGGAGACGAUGUUGAAUCCUUUGGCGAGAUUUUAG
This is a messenger RNA of Penicillium antarcticum, 4797 nucleotides long. RefSeq names its product Fatty acid synthase subunit alpha. Gene Ontology annotation, cellular component: fatty acid synthase complex. Bases 1 to 4797 code for a protein of 1598 amino acids. Gene Ontology annotation, biological process: long-chain fatty acid biosynthetic process. Gene Ontology annotation, molecular function: 3-oxoacyl-[acyl-carrier-protein] synthase activity; holo-[acyl-carrier-protein] synthase activity; fatty acid synthase activity. The record is from RefSeq and is a predicted model, not a curated record. Lineage: Eukaryota; Fungi; Ascomycota; Eurotiomycetes; Eurotiales; Aspergillaceae. The transcript has 2 exons.